Molecule: messenger RNA, 2675 nt
Organism: Electrophorus electricus (electric eel)
Lineage: Eukaryota; Metazoa; Chordata; Actinopteri; Gymnotiformes; Gymnotidae
Product: transmembrane 6 superfamily member 1
Cellular component (GO): lysosomal membrane
Source: RefSeq, a predicted model, not a curated record
UUUGUGUUUGGAACGUGCUCGCGCAGGGAUUCUCGGGACAGCAACGCCCUUUAAAAGACCUAAAGUCAAAAGGUUUGUUUGUUUGCGUGUUUUUUUUCUCGAGAUGGUUUCAGUAUCCGCAUUUAUGUAAAAUGUCUGCAGUGAAUGCGUCCGCUGGCACAGGAGUCUUUGUUUUGUCUUUGUUGUCGGUCCCUUUCUCCUAUUUCUUUAACUAUGUUGUCAUUUCUAGCAGUGCUGAGACUGUUCUGUUUGCUGGCGUGUCUACUGUUGUAAUCUUAACUGUGUCAUCUAGAGUUCUUCUACGAGGGAGAGCCCCUACUGAUCCACUCUUCUAUGUCUAUGCUGUGUACGCACUGAUGAGUGUGGUGAACCUCAUAAUAGGCCUGGAGCAGGAUGGCAUUAUUGAUGGCUUCAUGACAUUUUAUAUCAAACAAGCAGACCCUUAUAUCAACACAGCUCAUGGUCACAUGAUCUCGUACUGGGAUGGCUGUGCUCACUAUCUUAUGUACCUGUUGAUGGUGGCAGCGAUAACGUGGGGACAGAGCUACCGAGCUAUUGGCUUGUACUGGGUGGGAUCCUUCUUGAUGCAAAUAAUUGUUUACAUUCCAGGAAAUGUGGUGGGGAAGUAUGGUGCUCAGCUAAACACCCUGUUCCUGCUUCACUUGCUGUACGCAUGUGUAUCAGUAUGGGCCUGCUUUAGAGUGUUCAGACAGCCAGCCACAUGGAACCUGCAGCCAACAGUGAGACAUAAUACUCAGUGUGAGCAGAAGAAAAGUGUUCUACAGAGACCUACUGAUUUACUCUUCAUCCUCUGCCUUCUGGGAGCUAGUGCCUUCUGCAUCUUCAGAGGCUUGGUAGUACUGGACUGUCCUACUGACUGGUGCAAGGACUAUAUCCUGAAUCAUGAGCCCUAUCUCAAAGACCCCUCUGCCUAUCCUGCCCUACAGGAGUCUGUGCGUCCUGCUCCUUGCCCAGCGGCACUCGGGCUGUUCCAAUAUGGUAUACUAUUUAUGCUGGUUAAUAUGCUUUAUUCCACUCCAUGUUUUGUUAUAAUGCUAUAUGGACUGCUAGUCCCAGGUUGUGACUGGUUGCCUGACUUGAGCUUGGUGCAUGCUGGGGCUAUUGCACAGGCUCAGUUCUGUCACACUGGUGCAUCACUCCACAGUCGAACACCCGUUGCCCAUCGUGUACCAUCUGAGCGACUGCUCCUCUUCCUCACCCUGAACCUGCUUUAUGCUUUAAUACCACAACUACUCAGCUACCGCUGCAUCAGCGAUCCUGCAUUUUUCACCAGCAAAAGCGCCCACAGCAGGAGUGACUGAGGCUCAAAGAACACCACACAGCAUGGAUCAGGGGUCAUACACCACCCCCACAGCCCAGGGCAUCAGAGGUCAUACAGUGGCUCAGUUUGGACACAGCACUGUCCUAUUUUCAAUGCAGGGGUUAGCCAACCCACAUAUUAUACUCAUAAAGACCAUUGUUAAUCUUCAUACCUUUGAUAAGUACAAGCAACAGUAUGAGGCAGUGUUUAUAAUCUCAAUAUAUUUCAGUUGAACUUUUAUAUAGUGCCUUUCCCAUACCCAAGGUCGCUGUUUAAAAUAAGAUGCAACAUAAAUACAACCUCACCAAAGUAAUUUAGUAAACUUGUACUGAACUAUUUAGUAGUGAAAGAAGUUACAUGCAUAUAUUUUUGUAACAUUAUAUGUUUGAAAUAUUUUUCUUAAUAAGUCUUCUAAAUAUCUGCAAUGCAAAUGCAGAUAAUUAAAUGGAAAUACUAAUAAAAUUAAAUGAGCAUUGGUGAAUCAACAGAUUAAUAUUAAUAAAAGUGAACUAAAUGGAAGAAACAAAUGUUUUUACUCAAAUAAUUACUGUAAUUAGUGCAUCAGACAUGAAACAGCUUGCAUUCCAACGAGUUUAUUCUGUAAAAGUCUUGUGAAUUAACAGGAAAAACAGUUUACAUUGAACUACAAACGUUGAAAAUGUAAGAUAGAACUGUAACAUAUCCUGAUUCCGAGCAUAACAAAGAAUAAAAGGGGAGGAAAAGCUAGGCUAAUGAGUUUACACUUAGCACAGAAAUGUCAUCUACUAUCAGCAAAAAUAAAUAUAAUAUAUUCUUCAUAUAAACACGGAUAAGAAAGAAAAUGUGGCUUUUUCAGAAGCGUGUGGAGUAAGGUCUGGUAACAGUUAUGGACGGCUAAAGGUAAUGACUGGCGUGCUUAGUGCCAAGUUUGAACCAGGUAGUGCAGAAGUGCUUUCAAACUUUCUGUAUGAGGGUCAGGGUGCACUGCAUACUCUGCUGUGUUCUGUGAAAAUGCAAAUGUAAAAAACAUAUUAAGUGGUAAGGGGAACAAUUUCUAUCUCACAUGAUGAAUACAACAGAUGCGCAUGCCACUAAAAGCCUAGGAAACAACCAACCCCACUGACACAGGAACUGUUUCACUUCAUAAAGAAUGAUCAUUGAACUGGGCUGUUAGAGUAGCUUAGUGAUCCCAGAAUCUACAGCAAAAUAACAUGAAUGAUACUGAGUUACACAGUGUCCCUUUCUCUGUGUGCAAAACUUUUACAGUUUUUAAUCUCCAUUAAUUUUUCUGAUUACAUGAAAGGGUAACACAUGGAUAAUAUUUUACUGAGUAAUGUACUAGAAGGCAGUCUAUUGGCUUCUCCACUCUGUAAGG